Rosa chinensis is the source of this 1292-nucleotide messenger RNA. Its product is annotated as transcription repressor MYB6. The coding region runs from base 223 to 1143 and encodes 306 amino acids. The transcript is spliced from 3 exons. NCBI's taxonomy places the organism in Eukaryota, Viridiplantae, Streptophyta, Magnoliopsida, Rosales, Rosaceae. The record is from RefSeq and is a predicted model, not a curated record.
ACCCUUUCUUUCCCAAUUUGCCUUCAAACCCAAAUCUCUCUCUCUCUGUCUCUCUCUUCUUAUCCUUUCAGUAUCAAAGCUGGUACAGACAAAACACCACAACACCAUCACAUAUAAAUAUAAAUAGUACUUAUCCAUUCACUAUUCUUGUUCUUCAACUCCUCUCACCCUAGAGGUUCUGUUCAAUUUGAUUUGAUUAUUAUUACAAGGAAAAAAAAAAUUAUGGGAAGGUCACCUUGCUGUGAGAAAGCUCACACCAACAAAGGGGCUUGGACCAAAGAAGAAGACCAACGCCUCAUCGACUACAUCCGCAUCCAUGGCGAAGGUUGCUGGCGCUCCCUCCCUAAACAAGCUGGGUUGCUUAGAUGCGGCAAGAGCUGCAGGCUCAGGUGGAUAAACUACCUCCGACCUGAUCUCAAGCGUGGGAAUUUCACCGAAGAAGAAGACGAGCUCAUUAUCAAGCUCCAUAGCUUACUAGGAAACAAAUGGUCUCUGAUUGCGGGGCGUUUACCUGGACGAACCGACAAUGAAAUCAAAAACUACUGGAACACCCACAUCAAGAGAAAGCUCCUCACCCGCGGUCUCGACCCUCAAACCCACCGCCCCCUGAACGAGGCCCCGGCCACCGCCACCGCCACCGCCGCGGCAACUUCUCGGCUAGAUUUCAGAAACGGGUCUCCACCGUUUUUGUCAGUCGAGAAAAUUAACAGCCUAAUGGAUCAAACCAACUUCAAGAACAACACCAACUCGACCAAUAACAAGAAGAUUUUGCUGUUCAAACCCAAGAAGGAAGAGGAGUACAACAACAACAAUAAUUUAGAAGAGGCGAAUUGCACCAGCAGUGGCACAACAACCGAGGAAGACCAACAACCACAGAAGCCAGAGAUCAUGUACAAGUGUGGUGACCUGAACUUGGACCUUUCAAUUGGGCUGGAACCGUUUCAGUCCGAGCCGACUCGGGCAUCCUCCGGGAACUCUGCCGAGUCAAAACUGACUCAGCGGACUCCUAAUAAUCACGAUAUGUUUGCACAGGCGGCGGCGGUGUGUUUGUGUUGCCAGGUGGGGUUUCAGAGCAGCGAGGCAUGUAGGAGUUGUCAGUGCACAAAUGGCUUCUACAGAUUUCAUAGACCCUUGAAUUCAUAGUCAUCUCUUCUUUUUUCCUUUUUGGGAUUAAAAAAAAAUCUAUGUUAUAGAUGAAUUUGGUAUAGUUAAGGUAAUUCAGUUGAAUUCACUUUGGAAGUGUAACUUUUAUUACAUAUAGCAAAGCACAACCUAUUGGUAUCUCCAUAUAA